Molecule: messenger RNA, 667 nt
Organism: Pseudo-nitzschia multistriata
Lineage: Eukaryota; Bacillariophyta; Bacillariophyceae; Bacillariales; Bacillariaceae
Source: the annotation of a GenBank genome assembly
AAUAAGCAUCGCUAUAUUGGUAAGUGYWAAUAUGAUAGCUAAAACGGAAGCUUGUUUGUUUCAUCAAAACUUAUUWUUUYAAUCCCUGAAAAUUCUUCAUUUUCUGWAYAUAAUCACAUCCGCAGGUCUCAUCACAAAAUAUUACGUAGUCGAUCGAAUGAGGGAACAAUCCGAAGCCUUCACUCAAGGCUUGUGGGAGGUCAUUGAUAAGUCUUGGUUACAUAUUUUUAAUGAGCCCGAACUCCAGGUUCUGAUCAGUGGUGCAAGCGAUGGAAAGAUUGAUGUCGAUGACUUGCGAGCWAAUACACAUUAUGCUGGUGGAUUCACCAGCAUYGACAGAAAUGUUGUUCGCUUUUGGAGUGCAUUUUCAAGUUUGACUGGCAAGCAGCAGGCAGGUUUGCUCCGUUUUGUAACGUCGUGUGAGAGACCACCACCUCURGGGUUUGCAACUCUUAUUCCACCGUUCACGAUUCAAAGGGUGGGUAUAUCGAGGGACGGAGACAAGCUGCCWUCGGCAUCCACUUGCUUCAAUGUUUUGAAGCUUCCGACGUAUAGCUCAGAGAAAGUGAUGAAGGAGAGAUUAAUAUAUGCAAUCGAAUCAGGAGCAGGUUUUGAGUUGUCCUGAGAGGUUGAUAACAUUUACCAGCAAUGAAAAAAACUUAGGGAU